UCCGUAGCCGGGAGGAGCCCGCAGGACCUUCACGCUACGGAGCGGCGGAGGGGUCAAGCGCCGCCGGUCUUGCGUUGCGCGGAGGCCGGCAUGCCGCGCUACGCGCAGCUGGUGAUGGGCCCCGCGGGCAGCGGCAAGAGCACGUACUGCUCCACCAUGCUGCAGCACUGCGAGGCGCUGGGCCGCGCCGUGCAGGUGGUUAACCUGGACCCGGCCGCCGAGUUCUUCAGCUAUCCCGUCAUGGCAGAUAUACGGGAGCUCAUAGAGGUGGAUGAUGUGAUGGAAGAUGAUUCCCUGCGGUUCGGUCCCAACGGUGGCCUGGUGUUCUGCAUGGAGUACUUUGCCAAUAACUUCAACUGGCUGGAGGAGAGCCUCGGGCACGUGGAGGAUGAUUAUAUACUGUUUGACUGCCCAGGUCAGAUCGAACUCUAUACACAUUUGCCAGUGAUGAAACAGCUGGUGGAACAGCUUCAGCAGUGGGAAUUCCGUGUCUGUGGAGUGUUUCUUGUCGAUUCGCAAUUCAUGGUGGAAUCUUUUAAGUUUAUAUCUGGAAUUCUGGCAGCACUCAGUGCAAUGAUCUCGUUAGAGAUUCCACAGAUUAACAUCAUGACUAAAAUGGAUUUGCUGAGCAAGAAAGCUAAGAAGGAAAUAGAAAAGUACUUAGAUCCAGAUAUGUAUUCUAUGAUUGAAGAUUCUACUGAUAUAUUGAAAAGCAAAAUGUUUAAAAAACUGACUAAGUCCAUAUGUGGAUUGAUUGAUGACUAUGGUAUGGUUCGAUUUCUACCUUUCGAUCGCUCUGAUGAGGAAAGUAUAAACAUAGUUCUGCAGCACAUAGACACUACCAUCCAGUAUGGAGAAGAUCUUGAGUUUAAAGAACCGAAGGAACAUGAAGAAGAUAAAUCUGCACUUGUGGAUGAGUAUUUUCAAGAUCACGUGAAUGAGUAAAAAGUAAAUGUUGGAAAAGAGGAAGAAAAUACAUUGCUUGUGUGUUUUAAAGGAAACAAAGACAUUCCCUUCCACACAAACGUAUUUAUUUGAUGUUUUGCCUUUAAGAUAACUAACAUUUCUAGUGAAAAGUGAGCUAUAUGACAGUUUAUAUGAUGGAAUAUAGUGAUCUAUAUUACUGUUUAUAGUUCUUUUGUAAAUACAGAAUGUUCCUGAAUUCUCAAGUGUUUUCAAAAUAUUUUUUAUUACUUCUAAAAUUUAUUAGUCUAAUUUAUUAGCUACCUUCAGCUGAAUUGGAGGAUGUUUUCCUGCUAGUCAUGCCCACGUAUUUAUAAAUCUUUCCUUGAUCCUAAGAAAUGAGGUUUUAUUCAUGGAGUUAUUGAAUAAAAAUAUUUUCUAUAAAGGG
This is a messenger RNA of Tympanuchus pallidicinctus (lesser prairie-chicken), 1351 nucleotides long. RefSeq names its product GPN-loop GTPase 3 (gene GPN3). The coding region runs from base 91 to 945 and encodes 284 amino acids. The record is from RefSeq and is a predicted model, not a curated record. The transcript is spliced from 8 exons. Gene Ontology annotation, molecular function: GTPase activity. Lineage: Eukaryota; Metazoa; Chordata; Aves; Galliformes; Phasianidae.